Messenger RNA from Mesocricetus auratus (golden hamster), 2116 nucleotides. RefSeq names its product carbohydrate sulfotransferase 8 (gene Chst8). Gene Ontology annotation, cellular component: membrane. Gene Ontology annotation, molecular function: sulfotransferase activity. The coding region runs from base 440 to 1699 and encodes 419 amino acids. The record is from RefSeq and is a predicted model, not a curated record. NCBI's taxonomy places the organism in Eukaryota, Metazoa, Chordata, Mammalia, Rodentia, Cricetidae. Gene Ontology annotation, biological process: carbohydrate biosynthetic process; proteoglycan biosynthetic process. The transcript is spliced from 4 exons.
UCGCUCGCACUUCGCUGCGAGCCUUCCCGGCGCUGGAGCCGGAUCCGGUGGCACCGCGGGGAGGAGACAGGACCGGGCGGUGGCGGCGGAGACCGGGGGGACGCAACCAGUGCUGGUGGGGACCCAAUAGGAGCACGCCGCCGCAACCUCUCCUGCGCGCUCCGGCCGCCGACUCCACGCCAAUCGUCCACUCCCAGCACCUAGGACUACGCAAAGAAAGAGACCCAGCCCGGCCCGAGUCGGGGCGGAGAUCCUCCUUGCUUCCCAAGCGCCCGGGAGGAGGAAUUCUCCUACCGCCAAGAACCGAGCCGGACCGGAGGAACCCGUGGCCUGGAAAGCAACGGCAGCAGCAGAGCCCAGCCUGAUGGACGUCCGGAGCGAAUGAUGAGGGAAGAACGUGCCUUUUGCACCCGAGAGGUGACCCCGGAGCGUGCCCCGGAUGACCCCACGACUUGGAACAAUGCGGCUCGCCUGCAUGUUCUCAUCCAUCCUGCUGUUUGGAGCCGCGGGCCUCCUCCUCUUCAUCAGCCUUCAGGACCCAGUGGAGCUCAGCCCCGAGCAGGUUCCAGGCAUGAAGCUCAGCAUCAGACCCCAGCAUGAUGGCCACUCGAGGAUACCCACAGAAAGGGUCACACGAGACCCACCCAGCGGGUCCCCAAGAGGUCUGCAGCUGCAGGUGCCUGACCAGCCUCGACCUCACGCGAAGGCGGCGGCGGCGGCGGCGGGGUCUCCUUUGCGACUCCGGCGGCAGCGCAGGCGGAGACUGCUCAUCAAAAAGAUGCCAGCCGCGGGGACCGCGCGAGGCAACGGCUCGUCUGAGACCUUUGUCCAGCCGAGACCCCACUCCACGGCCGGACGCUGGGUCAGCCUGCACCAGGGCCAGCAGGAGCGCAAGCGCGUGAUGCGAGAGGCCUGUGCCAAGUACAGGGCCAGCAGCAGCCGCAAGGCCGUCACCCCGCGCCACGUGUCCCGCAUCUUCGUGGAGGACCGCCACCGCGUGCUGUACUGCGAGGUUCCCAAGGCAGGGUGCUCCAACUGGAAGCGGGUGCUUAUGGUGCUGGCGGGGCUGGCCUCCUCCACGGCGGACAUCCAGCACAACACGGUCCACUACGGCAGCGCCCUCAAGCGCCUGGAUACGUUCGACCGUCAGGGUAUCGUGCGCCGACUCAGCACCUACACCAAGAUGCUCUUCGUCCGGGAGCCCUUCGAGAGGCUGGUCUCUGCCUUCCGAGACAAGUUCGAGCACCCCAACAGCUACUAUCACCCCGUCUUUGGCAAGGCCAUCCUGGCCCGCUACCGCGCCAACGCGUCUCGGGAGGCGCUGCGCACCGGCUCCGGCGUGCAGUUCCCCGAGUUCAUCCAGUACCUGCUGGAUGUGCACCGGCCCGUGGGCAUGGACAUCCACUGGGAUCAUGUUAGCCGGCUGUGCAGCCCCUGCCUCAUCGACUAUGACUUCGUGGGCAAGUUCGAGAGCAUGCAGGAGGACGCCGACUUCUUCCUGCAUCUCAUCCGCGCGCCUGGGAACCUGACCUUCCCGAGGUUCAAGGACAGGCACUCGCAGGAAGCCCGCACCACCUCGAGAAUCACCCGGGAGUACUUCGCGCAGCUCUCCUCCCUGCAGAGGCAGCGCACCUACGACUUCUACUACAUGGAUUACCUAAUGUUCAACUACUCCAAGCCUUUCUCGGACCUGUACUGAGGGGGUGAGGCCCGCUGCUGGCCGGGGCCGGGGGAGGGGGCUCUGUCUGCCCAAUCACCUGCGCCGCCUGCCUCCGCGGAGGCUCCUCCCACCCGCUAGGAGCUGAGCUAUUAGCGCGGGGAGCCUCGGAGGAUGUGGCGUGUGGUUGGCCGUGACCCUAGGUGGGGGGACAGAGGCCCGGACAUCGCACUGCCCCACGCCCGUUACUUCGCUGCCGAGGCUGAGCUUGCUGCCCAGUGAUAAGUUGGACGCUGCAAGAGCUCGGCCAAGACGCUGACCAGGGAAGCCUGGGGAGGGGGGUCCCGGCGGUAGGGGAUGCCCUCCAUUCCCUUAUCCUUUGCCUUGUACCACACCAUGUGGUUUGCUGCUUUUCUAUGACCCAGGGGAAGGUCUCAAUAAAGCACAGUUUUCAAAGCA